UUUUGUGCUACAAAGUAAAGGGAAGACGGUGUGUGUGUAUGCCCUUCGACUCGAGGAGGGAGGUCCCUAUGGACAAGGGAAUCAUCGGCAAACUCGUCGGUGAAUGAGAGAGAAAAAAGAGUCGUCGAACAUCAGUCAGAUCGGGGUGGGGUGGUAAAUGAAAGAAAACAAAAUGUAAGGAGAAUAAAAAGAAAAAAGAAAGGUAAAUGUGUCGGACCCGAGAAGAAGGAGGUCAUAUCUAUGGAGUUUUCUUUAUAAAGUAUCUCCUCUCUCUCUCUCUCUCUACUAUCUGUCUGAACAAAACGAAAUUUAGGGGGUUAUGGAAGGAAUCGUGGAAGAGAAGAAAAUUGUGGGUGAAGCUCCGCCGCAGGCUGAGGCUGGUGGAGCACUUGCCGAUGAUUAUGAGUUUGGCCGACGCUGUUACAUGAUGCCAGAAGAACGUGAUAAAGAACCCCGAUCCUGGAGAAAUCUGUCCUAUGGUUUUGAUCUGGAUUACUCUUCCGAUCCUUGUACACUAGUUAAGUCUCGUUGGGGUAAAGAUUAUGAUAUCGCCCUUUUUGGUAGGCUUGGAGUCCUCUGCCACAACCUUCACAAGGGGACCAACUUCAAGUUUGUCCGCUGGGAAAAGUAUAAUAUUAUGAGUACUGCAUACACCAACUUCUACAUUACUUUGGAGGCUAUGGAUCCGGCCACCAACUCCGUCUUCUCUUUUCAGACGCUUUUUAGCGAUGUUGGAUGUUCACCCGGUAUCUAUCUCAUCUGGAGGAUCUUAGUCUGUAGAAUCAAAUGUAACAAUCCUCCGGAUGCUUAUUGGGACAAGACAUCGUCAAUAGAUGAUUUCUACCUGCGUCCCAUGCCCAAAUGGUUUUCUGAUCAUGAAUUUGCCAGUGACCCUAAAAGGUUUUACGAGCUGCGAAAGAAGAAAUUAGCUAAGAAGGCACAUGCCUGGGAUGAUGAUGAUGAUAUAAUCCGUCUUGCACCUGUUUCAGAUUCGGGAGGUUCUGGUGAGGACGACAUAUCGCCUUAUGAGUGGCGUGUUUAUUACGACAGUGGCGUCUGCGGCAGACUUGGACUUUAUUGUUACAAUUUUCAGAAGGUUCUUCAAUGGAAGCUAUUAUAUGCAAUGAAAUGGAAUCAAAAUCUAUAAAGCCCGCUAAAUAAAUCGAGGAUGGAGAUACUGAUGGAUGUUCCAAAAAAGAUUCUACAGUUAGUAGCAUUAUAAGUUUCGAAGAUUAAUCGAUGGUUGAUGUUUCUGGUCAAAAUCUAGAGUUUUC
Camelina sativa (false flax) is the source of this 1274-nucleotide messenger RNA. Its product is annotated as UPF0725 protein At5g63820-like. The record is from RefSeq and is a predicted model, not a curated record. NCBI's taxonomy places the organism in Eukaryota, Viridiplantae, Streptophyta, Magnoliopsida, Brassicales, Brassicaceae.